CUUGUUUGCAGUGUUUGGGCUGUUUGGCAGAUUUUCGGAGGAACUUUGCUCCCUCACCGCCCGGGACUUUUUUUCCAUCGCCGAAAAAGUAAAAGUUCAAGAUAGACAGAGCUUUACAGAGAAGAGAUUUGUUUCUUUUAGUUGGCAUUUAAUCACGCAUAAAAUCUCUGUCGACCGAUAACGAGUUUUCCGCUCCGCAAGACGAUUAAUUCAGUCAACAUACUUCUAUACGAAUAAACCGGUCGCACCGAUAAACCAAAAUGCCGCGUCGCGCGGCCUCUCCGGCAGCGUCGGAGAACGAGUUCGACAUUACCAGUGCCCUCUUCCAGCACGAUGGCGACUCCGACAACGAGCAGACCGUGACAGCGCCGAAGAAGCAACAGAAGAAAGUACCGGCUCAGAACCUCGAUUUCCUGGGAGCAGAGAUUAACGGCGACGAUGACGAAGAUGAUGAGGCGUUCAUCGCCGCGCAGCAGACAUCGGCGAACCGCAAGGGCGCGAACCUUAAGGGCCGUACCGUGAAGAAAGGUGGUGGUUUCCAGGCGAUGGGUUUGAAUGCGAAUCUGUUGAAGGCUAUCACCCGGAAGGGUUUCUCGGUUCCGACUCCGAUUCAGCGCAAGACGAUCCCCACGAUUAUGGACGAUCAGGAUGUGGUCGGUAUGGCUCGGACGGGUUCAGGAAAAACGGCCGCCUUCGUUAUUCCCAUGAUUCAGAAACUCAGGAGUCACAGCACCCAGGUCGGAGCAAGAGGGUUGAUUAUGUCUCCGUCGCGUGAAUUGGCGCUGCAGACGUUGAAGGUUGUCAAGGAGCUGGGGCGCGGGACGGACCUGAAGUGUGUUUUGCUGGUUGGUGGUGACAGCUUGGAGGACCAAUUCUCUAUGAUGGCUAGCAACCCUGACAUUGUCAUCGCCACACCCGGUCGUUUCCUGCAUUUAAAGGUGGAAAUGGAGCUCGACUUGUCGAGUAUCAAGUAUGUGGUGUUUGAUGAAGCCGAUCGUCUUUUCGAAAUGGGUUUCGCUGCUCAGUUGACGGAGAUUCUGCACGGUCUCCCUUUCACUCGCCAGACGUUGCUGUUCUCUGCUACACUGCCCAAGUCGUUGGUUGAGUUUGCUCGUGCUGGUUUGCAGGAACCUACGCUUAUCCGUUUGGAUACUGAGAGUAAGGUAUCUCCGGAUCUGCAGAGUGCAUUCUUCUCUAUCAAGAGCGCAGACAAAGAGGGUGCUCUGCUUCACGUUCUACACGAAGUCAUCAAAAUGCCAACUGGGCCGACGGGUGUUGCGCAAGCACUGGCCGAAGACGAAGACGAAUCUCACCACAGCAAGAAGCGCAAGCGUCCGCGGUUCAACAAUGCUGUUAACAAGGAGUCGCCCACACAGCACUCGACCAUCGUCUUCGCAGCGACCAAGCACCACGUCGACUAUCUGGCGAGUCUACUAAAAGAAGCCGGUUUCGCAGUGUCCUACGCAUACGGUGCUCUGGAUCAAACAGCACGGAAGAUCCAAGUCCAGAAUUUCCGGGCAGGUGCUUCGAACAUCCUGGUUGUCACCGACGUCGCCGCUCGUGGUAUUGAUAUUCCCAUUCUAGCCAAUGUCAUCAACUACGACUUCCCCUCUCAGCCUAAGAUCUUCGUCCAUCGUGUCGGUCGUACGGCUCGUGCGGGUAAGAAGGGUUGGAGUUACAGCUUGGUCCGUGAUUCGGACGCCCCCUACCUUCUUGACCUGCAGCUCUUCCUGGGACGGAAACUGGUUCUUGGUCGGGAGAAUGCCGGGAAAGCCAACUUUGCAGAGGACGUGGUUGUCGGCGCGCUUCCCCGUGACGGUCUUUCGCGGAGCUGCGAGUGGGUGAACAAAGUCUUGGACGAGGAUGACGAUAUCGUUGCCCAGCGCGGAGUUGCCGCCAAGGGUGAGAAGCUCUACAUCCGUACAAGGAACUCUGCCUCGCUGGAGAGUGCAAAACGUGCGAAGGAAGUGGUUACUACUGACGCCUGGAGUUCCAUUCAUGCCCUCUUCAACGACGAAAGCAGUAACCUCGAAGCGGUGCGUGAACAAAUGCUCGCACGGAUUGGAGGCUACCGUCCACAGGAAACUAUCUUCGAAGCGAACAACCGACGAAACGGCAAGACUGCUGAGAGCGAUGAGACAAUCGACACGAUCAAGCGUAUUCGCACUUCCCGGGAUAACAAGAAGCGCCGCGCAGAGAAAGCAGCCGGAGCAUCAGAAUUCGUCGACGGCUCUCUCAAAGAAGGCACCACAGCUGGCAAGACCGACGAAGACGCCUCCCCCGAGAACGAAGACGAAGACGAAGACGAAGCCGAUGGCGUCGCCGAUAACAUGUCCCUAGCCGACGACUCCGACCUCGAAGUCACCUUCUCCUCCUACUCCCAACAACCCAAUGACACCUCCAAACCCACCGCCGCCUCCUUCCAAAACCCCGACUACUUCAUGUCCUACACCCCCACCAACGCCAACCUCGCCGAAGACCGCGGCUACGGCGUGCACUCCGGCACAAACGUCAACUUCGCGCAAGCCUCCCGCAGCGCAAUGAUGGACAUCGGCGGCGACGAAGGUGCCAAGGGCAUUGGCGAACCACGCACCCAACUCCGCUGGGACAAGCGCCACAAGAAAUACGUCGCUCGCCAGAACGACGAAGACGGCUCCAAGGGCUCUCGUCUCGUCCGCGGGGAAUCCGGCGCCAAGAUCGCUGCCUCGUUCCGUAGUGGACGCUUCGAUGCCUGGAAAAGGGGUAAGCGACUCGGUCGUCUGCCGCGUGUUGGCGAGGCCGAGGCGCCCAAUCUCGCUGCUGGUGCGCAUAUGGGUGGACGUCGGUACAGACAUAACAAGGAGCAGGCGCCUAAGGCUGCGGAUCCGCUGCGUGGUGACUACGAGAAGAGGAAGAAGCGGUUUGACGCGGCUAAGGAGAGGACGUUGGCUAAGGCGGGCGGUGCGGCGUUCAAGGGGAAGAGUGAGAUUAAUAGUACGGAUGAUAUUCGCAAGACGAGGAAGCUUGAGCAGAGGAGGAAAGAGAAGAAUGCGAGGCCUUCGAAGAAGAGGUAGUUUGAUUGUUCUUGGUUGUAUAUACUUUGGGAUAUACCUGGUGUUUGUGGAUAGAUUUAAAAAGUGUACAUUGUGCGACAUUGCUCCAGUUGAACUAAUAGUAGGCCUCAGUAUCACGGGAGCACUGCGACUCUACUGAGUAAAUCUUGAGCCUUAGCCAAGUAUGGAGAUACCGACUGAGUGAGAAUAUGCAUCGAAUAGUCUGAAUACUUCCACUUGAACUCAU
Molecule: messenger RNA, 3279 nt
Organism: Aspergillus glaucus CBS 516.65
Lineage: Eukaryota; Fungi; Ascomycota; Eurotiomycetes; Eurotiales; Aspergillaceae
Product: ATP-dependent RNA helicase DBP10
Exons: 2
Coding region: 261-3053 (930 amino acids)
Cellular component (GO): nucleus
Molecular function (GO): ATP binding; RNA helicase activity; RNA binding
Source: RefSeq, a predicted model, not a curated record